Molecule: messenger RNA, 501 nt
Organism: Rhopalosiphum maidis (corn leaf aphid)
Lineage: Eukaryota; Metazoa; Arthropoda; Insecta; Hemiptera; Aphididae
Exons: 2
Coding region: 1-501 (166 amino acids)
Source: RefSeq, a predicted model, not a curated record
AUGCCACUCGUAACGCAGAAGGGGGUAUACCCGUAUGAGUAUACUGAUAGUUGGGACAAGUUGAACGAUAAAGUAUUACCACGAAAGAGAGAUUUUUAUAGUACAUUGACCGAGUCGGGAAUUAAGGAGUCAGAAUUUGAACAUGCGAAGGAGGUCUGGGACCACUUUAGAUGUAACACGUUGGGUGAGUAUUCAGAUUUAUACCUGAAAAUCGAUGUGUUGCUGUUGGCGGAUAUUUUUGAAAACUUCCGUGAUCUAUGUAUGUCAACAUACAAUUUGGAUGCAGCACACUACUUCACCGCACCCGGGUUAAGUUUUGAUGCUAUGUUAAAGUUUACGAAGCAAAAGUUGGCGUUGCUGUCUGAUUACAACAUGUUAUUGAUGUUUGAGAAUGGUAUUCGUGGAGGAUUGGUGCAGGCGUGUAUGCGGUACGCGAAGGCGAACAAUAUGAAGACACCGGGUUAUGACAAGACUAAGGAGAAAUCGUGGAUUAUAUAUUAG